AUGCUACAACCACAGCCGAGACCCUAUGCCGGAAGGAUGCCCGUGCGCAGCCUGGGCGCAGCUGGCAGUGCAGGAUCUGCCACUGCGCCGUACUCGAAAGAGCUGCGCUUGCUGUUGCACGUCUUGCAUACAGCAACUGCUGGGAGCCCGUCAUCGGUGUGCGAAAACAUCGAGGGCUUCGGCAGCCAUUUGCUGGGCCAGUCGCGAUCCUGGCUGAAAUUGGCCGGAGGCAACAAGGCUCCAAUUUUGACUUGUGCAUCACAAGCCGCACCACCGCAGACCUCUGUGCUGGAGGUCGGCACAUACUGCGGCUAUUCCUCGUUGCGGCUGGCUCUCGCUGUCCCUGGGGCGAAGAUCGCCACGGCGGACGUCGAUCCAGCGCACGUGCUCAUUGCCCGAAACGUUUUGGCCUUCGCAG
This is a messenger RNA of Symbiodinium necroappetens, 418 nucleotides long. The record is from the annotation of a GenBank genome assembly. Lineage: Eukaryota; Dinophyceae; Suessiales; Symbiodiniaceae.